UGUUUUUUUCCUAAGUUAUGAGGCCUUAGUUAUCGAUAUCUGCAGGCAUAAGGAAGGGGAAUGCAAGAACUGAUCCCUCAAAAGCCUUCAAAUUCUCACCAUUUUUCCAGUUUCUGCACUUCAGACAUCCAACAGAGCUUCGUUUCACAUUCAUGGAGAAAAAAGAAGCUAAAUUCAGAAUCCUUAUGUUUCCAUGGUUAGCUCAUGGACACAUAUUUCCCUUUCUUGAACUCGCCAAAAGACUCUCAAGAAGAAACUUCUCCAUAUAUCUCUGCUCUACUGCUAUCAAUCUUGAUUCCAUCAGAACUAACACCGGAAAAGAUGUAUCAGAUGAUCCCUUAAUACAACUAGUCGAACUCCAUAUUCCACCAUCAUCAGAACUCCCUCCUGAGUUGCACACAACCAAGAAUUUGCCUUCCAAUCUUCUGACAACCCUUAUACAGGCCCUUCAAAUGUCAAGUUCCAGCUUCUCAAAUAUAAUGAAUUCUGUCAACCCUGAUCUGCUUAUAUAUGAUUUCUUCCAGCCGUGGGCUCCAAAGCUUGCUUCAUCCAAAGGUAUACCUUCCGUUUUUUUUUCAUCUGCCGGUGCAACAUUAUUUGCCUUUUACCAUCAUAUAUAUACGGAGGGGGCUAGUUCCACUUUCCCUUAUCAGGCAAUAUACCUCCUGGAUCAUGAGAACAACAAUUUUCGUGGUCGUGUGUUGCCAAAUUUAAAAGAUGCUGACGAAGAUUUUGCAUUUGGGAAUUUCAAACUCUCUACUGAUGUAAUAUUGAUGAAAAGCUCUAGAGCUGUUGAAGGGAAGUAUAUCGAUUAUCUAUCAAGUAGGUGCAAGAAACAGAUAGUGCCCACCGGUCCACUUAUUGCUGAUGCUAGUGGCGAUGAUGAUGAGAAGUUCUCAGAGAUCAUGAGGUGGCUGAGUGAGAAACAAGAGUAUUCAACUAUAUAUAUUUCCUUUGGAAGUGAGUGUUUCUUGUCCAAGGAUCAGAUAGAAGUAAUAGCAAAAGGGUUAGCACUUUGUAAUGUCAACUUUUUAUGGGUUGUAAGGUUUCCCAUUGGGGAGAAGAGUAGCAUCAAAGAAGCAAUGCCCGCAGGCUUUCUUGAAACUGUCAAAGACAGAGGGAUCAUAGUUCCUGGAUGGGCACCACAGACAAAGAUUUUAGCCCAUCCUAGUACUGGUGGUUUUGUAAGCCAUUGCGGGUGGGGCUCUAUCAUGGAGAGCAUGUACUUUGGUGUUCCAGUUAUAGCCAUGCCGAUGCAAGCGGAUCAGCCAAUAAAUGCCAGACUUGUGGUAGAGACUGGUGCUGGAGUAGAGGUCGAAAGAGAUGGGAAUGGACACUAUUUGGCAGAAGGAUUGGCGAAAGCAAUAAAUAAAGUGACUGUGGAGAAACCAUUUUGUGAAGAACUGAGGGAUAGAGGGAAAAGAUUGAGCGACUCAAUCAAAGAGAGCGACGAACAAGAGGUGGAUGAAGUAGCAGAGCAGCUUUUGAAGAUUUGUAUGAAAAAUAAGAAACAAAGUGAGAUAACAAAUUCCAGAUUAGGCAGUGAAAAGUGAGUUGAUUUUAAGGAUGUAUGGUGUUAAAUUUGAUAGGUUCACAUGACGGAGUCUCUUGAUCUCAUUAACUUAUUGUAUGUAUGGUUCUUGCAAGAAUAGUAACUGUAUUAAUUUUCUCCAUUCACCUGAUCGCAGCUACAACUUUCCCUUGUAUGGUAGUACUGAAUGACAGUCUUUCAGUUUGAA
Sesamum indicum (sesame) is the source of this 1739-nucleotide messenger RNA. RefSeq names its product UDP-glucosyltransferase 29. Lineage: Eukaryota; Viridiplantae; Streptophyta; Magnoliopsida; Lamiales; Pedaliaceae. Gene Ontology annotation, molecular function: UDP-glycosyltransferase activity. The record is from RefSeq and is a predicted model, not a curated record.